UAUGUAGUGCAAUCGCCUCGUUCCUACCUACAUUUCACCUGCAACUUGUUAGAAUAGUAUUAAAAAAUAUAUAUAUACAUUAUAUUAUAUUAAGUUUAUACGCAAUAGCAUUGCCAUGUAGGUCACAUAUUCUAACGAAUAAUAAAAUAUGUAUGGUUCAGCCAUGCCGGGAAACGGAUUAUUGGAAACUUCUCCCAACUAUGUUAUCAACAAAGCUGUUGCGGCUAGAUUUCAACAGCUGCCCCAACCAAAGGAUAAGGUGCAAGUCAUGUACGUAUGGAUUGACGGAACUGGACAAGAUCUUAGAGCCAAGUCUAGAACACUAGACUUUAUUCCUACAAAACCCGAAG
Messenger RNA from Acyrthosiphon pisum (pea aphid), 350 nucleotides. Its product is annotated as glutamine synthetase 2 cytoplasmic. Gene Ontology annotation, molecular function: glutamine synthetase activity. The record is from RefSeq and is a predicted model, not a curated record. Lineage: Eukaryota; Metazoa; Arthropoda; Insecta; Hemiptera; Aphididae.